Molecule: messenger RNA, 4268 nt
Organism: Maniola jurtina (meadow brown)
Lineage: Eukaryota; Metazoa; Arthropoda; Insecta; Lepidoptera; Nymphalidae
Gene: FANCI
Product: Fanconi anemia group I protein homolog
Exons: 25
Coding region: 142-4188 (1348 amino acids)
Biological process (GO): DNA repair
Molecular function (GO): DNA polymerase binding
Source: RefSeq, a predicted model, not a curated record
AUUGACCAUCAGAUGACGGAUUGAACGACUUUGUUUAUAUUUAAAAAAAAUAAAAAAAGGAUACCUACCGGCUUAAAACUUGGUUAGCUAUAUAAACUUUAUAAAUAUUUGAAACUGUGAUUCGAAAUCCCUAAGAAUAGAAUGGAGAAAGCAAGUGAAAUAUUUUCCAAUAUUAAAAAUCUCGGUUCUGACAAGGAAAGUCGCGAAAAAUUAAGUGAAUAUUGUAAUAUAAACAUCGCACAGAUAUUACAACAUUUACCUCAAAGAAUUUUGAAGAGCGAUGGGGGGUACUUAUUAGAAUACAUUUUCUAUGGAUUACCAGAUAAAACCAAAUCUAAGAUAGUGGAUGUAGUGCUGGGUAAGAUAAGAAGUGAGCCAAUAUCCAUUGCACACUGCGGGGAUGUCAUAAGCAGAGUCUGUCUAGAACUGCCCCGACUGCCUGUGGCAGACCUGGUGAGGUGGAGCAGUGAAAGCGUGCAAACUGUCAUUGAAGAUAGCGAUGUUAAUAUGAUUUGGAAAGAUAUUCUACCAGAAUGCUUGUACACUAUAUCGUCACAUGACAACAUUAAGCACUGUGGUACAGAGAUGUCCGGGGAGGAAUUCAAAAUACAAUGUGUCCAUACUUUGUGCCAGUGUCGCUGGACUGAGCGGCAGUUGGUGCAACUUGCUACUAUGUUUAAGGACAUGCAGUUAUCUCGUGCGGAGCUCAAACAAGUGGUGAAUAAACUAUGUUCACACAUCGUGGACCUACCGCCUGACACAUUGCCUCCAGUAAUUCACCAAUUACUGAAAUUAUGCAAGGUGGAUAAUUUGGAAAUAGUACUGUCCCAUCUGAGCAAUUACUUCAAUUUGAAGUUGUACAACACUUUGGAGCCACCGCAGCAGGACUCCGAGUCUACUACUAUUGAUGUAGAUGAUAUAGUCGAACACAGCACAAAAGAGCUAAGUCAGUGCCUCUCGACCUGUCUGUACCACUUCACACAAGGCGCCGCGGACCCGGAAAUAAUACGCAAACACAUAAAAAAGUGGCCCAAAAUACAGUUGCUCAGGUCUCCCUUCCUCAUAGACUUGGCGCUUGCUGUAUCGGACAAGGGAGCUAAUUUUAGAACUGCUUGCUUGGACGCUAUAAAAUCAGCGAUAGAAUUUCAUGUACUAGACGGUUUACGAAGGAAAGAGUCAGCGUGGGUACGCUGCUCAGAGAUGCCAGACGUGGACGUGUCCAAAUUACUCAAAAUACUUACCAACGAGAGUACAAAUCACCGCCAAUACACAGUACUCGGUCUAAUAAACCUAGCGUUUUCUCUGCUGUCUGUGUCACGUAUAAAGCCAACGGCUCAAACAUGUUGGUCAUAUGGAAAGUUGAUAUUGGUGCGGCUGAGUAAAGCACAGCCAGAGACCGCUGGCCACAUACUGACUCAGCUUGCUGACAGACUUUUGGGGGUUAACCAGCAACAGUAUACAGAUUGCCUGCACAUCCUGUGCAGACUGACGCCGGUGUCGGUAGAGCGCUGUCCGCAACUGAGCGCGAUACUGGAGAGCUGCCAGCCCGUGGGCGACUACACGCACGCGGCGCAAACCUACGCGGCCGUGCGACCGCUCAUCUCGUUCAGUACUAGAGUCAGAGACACCCUUGUUAUGGUGUGUAGGAAGGGGCUGUAUUCCAGGGAAUCCCUGUACCGCUGUCUAGCGCUGUCUGGAUUUCUGACCGUACUGAAAGAGAUGAAGCUAUCUAAAGGACCUCUAUCUCGAAGUCAGAACAGUGACCAGUACAGCGCGAACUCGUACCUAACUCAGCUCAGUGUGGAUAUACACGCUACUAACCAAGGAACUGCGCUAACAUCACGAAUGCGGAAUGAAACAAUUUGCUUGGAAGUUGUGUCCAUUUUGCGACGCUGUCUCGUACAAGAUGCUGCUGUUAAAAAAGUUUUAUACAGAGGAUUGUACGAGUGUACAAAAGACAAGGUGGUACUCCACGAGGCAAUCUUGGAAAUACUGUACGAGCAUCUCUUCAAAUAUCUGCCGGAAGAGGACAAUGAGAAGCCACUGCUACUCGACAAAUGUGUGCAAAUGACGGGAUCUGGGGCAGUUUUAGUUGAGCCUAUAGGCCACCUGCUAUUCGCGAUAGCACAGUUCCUCCAGCCGAUAGAGGAGGAGGACUUAGAGGACGUCCUGCAGAGUCCCAGCGACGACGGUGCGGUGUACUUGCGGAAAAAACUGACUGACAUAUUGGAGAAGCUUUGCGGAAGCGACUGGUUGAGUCUAGUUGAUUUAGAGGAACAUGGCCUAACAGACUUAACGCCGGAAUCUCGAGCAAAAAGCCUGAAAGUACAGCAAGUAAUUCAGUGCCUCGAGGCGCUCAUAGCACACCGCAUAAUGCAGUGGAACGCGUUCAGCAGCUACGCUGGUUCUGUGUACUCUUUGUUCCGCGCUUACAAUCAACUGAUGGACAACACUAAGGGCUCACCAAAAGUAGGCAGGAAAAACAAAUCAUUAAACGAAACGGGGGAGACGUCGAAAACGCAAAAGUCACAAAAGUCGCAGAAAUCGCAACAAGAUCCGAAGGGCAAAGGGAAAGGGAAGGGCAAGAGCACCACCACAGUCGCCAAUCUGGUGAAGGACAGAGCCGCUCCGUUCAAGCCUUUGCCAUGUUUGUGGGACUUGCCGUUUUGUUUGCGGAUUCUGGAACUGCUGUACAGUGAAACUAUACUAUGGUCAUCUAUAUCGCAGCGUAAUGAAAUACGCGGCAAAAGGGACUUCCAUUUGUUUGCGCUGCGCUGCGUCCAGUCUGCGCUGCCCGAGAACACUAGCAAGCAAACCGUUAGCACGCACAUACUUUACAUCGCUACAUUGAUGUAUGACAGAUGCGUUUCCAGAUUUCAAGACAUGAGAGAUUUCGACGAGCACACGACACACGCGUGCCUGGAACUGUUCAAAGUGUGUCUGACGUUGGUGCUCUCGACAAAAUACUCGUUGAAAACUGAGAGUGUCCUCAAAGGAAUAACUGGUACAACCGAAGAACCGGAGUCAAAAUGUCUAGCAGAAAUCAUCGAAAAGUUAUACGACUCGCUCCAGAAGUUGGAAACGGAAGGAGCUGAGGAAGAUUUGGAUCUGAUCGGAAAGAAGAUCUUCAGUAUGCUGGUGCAAAUAACUACUGUGCUGCUGGAGACGCCUGUGCUUGCCUGCGACGCAUUUAAUAGGAUGAUAGUAAAUCUAGAGGACUACCUGCGGCGCAGCAAACAGCCGGAGAUACUGCCGCUGCUGUCUCCGUUGCUGACGGCGGCACAGCGCGAGCAGCAGGAGGCGACGCUGCUGGUCGAUGUGCUGACAGACCUGACAGCGGCACUGGGCGUUAUAGACGAAGAAAGCAGCUCAGCCGAUACGCAGUCGUAUUUCCCCACAAUAAACUCUAAUACCGGUCACACGGCGCUCGGUCUAGUGUGUGCGCACCUUAGUAGCCGCUUCAAAUGCACAGAGCACUCCCUAAACAGAGCUCGCGAUCUCACCGAAGCUAUCAGUAUAGCUGUACAAUCGCACCAGCAGAGAUUAGAGCGGGAGCGCAAAGAGCUCUACAAGUCCAUAGUACUGCAGCUGUGUCAGUUGACCAGCUGGUCAUGUAGUGCGGCCAAGCUGCGCUGCAGCAUCGGCGGCGACAGCGACCGCGUACUCAGCAUAUGCGUCAGAAUGUUCUCGAUCCUCGCUUCCAUGAUCAAGACGUUGGAUUCCGACAUGGCGGAGUUUGUGCGACCGGAACUAGAGAGGCUCUUAAAGUUCACGGGGAAAAAGCUGUCCCCAGCGACGGAUGCACUGAUCACAUACGUGGUAGAGGCGUCGGAACAAGAGGAGACGGCGAGCAAAGUUCUGCGACGUACGAAACUCAACCCGAGACUAGUGCUCGAAAGGGAACAGUUCUGCAAGCAUGUCAUACUGUUUGGGAACAAAGUUAAAAUAAACUUCCAACAAUACCUGCCGGAGGGUCAGGCGAGGGACUUCAAAAUCAAAGUCAAAAACUCUCCGCAGUUAAGAGCAGGGAUAGAGGUCACCGCUGGCGAUGAUGAUAACGCCGAUAAUGAUGUCAGCAUCAACGAUGCCAACACCGUGGUACUGUCUGGUGCGAGCGACGAUGAGGGCGAGGUCAGCGACCACAGUGAUGCAGGACCUUCUACAACGAAGCAUAGGAGACUCUCGUGAAAUGUGUGUGUGAUAUUACUCAUUGAUUUUAUAAGCGCCACCCUGAGAUAUUACUUAUAGAAGAAAAAAUAUAUUACAUA